Molecule: messenger RNA, 906 nt
Organism: Bicyclus anynana (squinting bush brown)
Lineage: Eukaryota; Metazoa; Arthropoda; Insecta; Lepidoptera; Nymphalidae
Product: circadian clock-controlled protein daywake
Exons: 5
Coding region: 100-822 (240 amino acids)
Source: RefSeq, a predicted model, not a curated record
UGAGAAAUAAUUUGAAUCACUUAUAAAUUUAAACUCCUGUUUCCUCGUACAGACCACAGAACAAAUUUUGAGAGGCUAGCGAGCGGACACGGUCACAUUAUGAUUCGCAAAAUCGUAUUUUUGUUGUUCGCCCUUUACUGUUUCGACGGUGUUUUAUCAAAUAGCCUGAUAGCACCAUGCAAAAUCGACGACCAAGCGUGCAUAGACAAAUCUGUGGGAGAAGCGAGUACAAAAAUAAUCCAGGGCAUACCAGAACUAGGCAUCGAGCCAUCCGACCCGCUAUUCAUUGAGAAGAUCGAAGGGAACCUGUCCAUACUGAAGUACAAGUUCUUCAAUAGCACUAUAAUUGGUUACAAGGACUGCCACAUUUCAGAUCUUAAAGUAAGCAAGGAGCUCACAAGCGUACACUAUGUGCUGAACUGUCCACAGCUGAAGAUGAGUGGACUGUAUGAAAUCGACGGCCGCCUCAUCAUAUUGCCUGUGGAGGGGAAAGGGGACUUCGAUCUAAUUACAGGAAAAUACAAAAUCGAAGUUGACUCCGAUUUAAAAUUAACCCCCGGCUCUGACGGCAAGUCGCGCUUGGCUAUCAAGAACUAUAAACUGAAAUGUACUCCACUCACGGCGAUCCACUUUGACUUUAGAAAUUUGUUCAACGGACAAAAGGACUUGUCGGACGCAGUCCACAAAUUUGCGAACGGGAACUGGGACGAGGUCGCCAAGUUGGUGCAAGACCCAGUGUUUAACGCUGCCAUCGGAAAAAUCAUCAAAAACACGAACAAAAUGCUCAAAGCUACUUCUCCAGAUGAAUUUGUAUUAAACUAAACUUGAAGAAUUAAAUAUAAAUGCAUAAUAUUUUAAUAGAUGGGAAGCAAAACGUAACUUUACUUGCUUGAAAGGGCAAAGCCA